CAAUCUCUCCCCUCCCAACUCCGAAGUGUCCCGCACUCCUCUGCCUCCUCGCCCGCGCGUCGCGUCGUCUUCCUCUUCUGCAACAACCGCCGCCGCCGCUACUGAUCCGGAGCUCCUGCCGCUACUCACCGAUGCACUCACCGACUCACGGGUGACGCGACGAGGGAGAGAGAGAGAGAGAGAGUAUGGCCUGUAGCCGCCUCGCCUCCCGCUCCCGCUCCGGGUCCGUCCUCUGGCACGUCACCGUCGCCCCGCGGCCCUCACCGCCGCCGCCGCCUUCAGUUUUCCCUCCGCGGGUGGGAGUACCCACCGCCCCCUCGCAGCCUCUCCGCCGUCUCCUCCUCCCCCUCUCCCCGCUCCGCUCCGCCUCCUCCUCGUCGGCCACGAACCUCCUCGACGGCCUAAAUUGGCGGUCCGUGGGGGGUGGGAGGAGGUGGUUCGCAAGCGAGGCGUCCGCGGCGCUGCAGUCGCCUGAGCUGGUGGAGGUGCCCCUUGCGCAGACCGGAGAAGGCAUCGCCGAGUGCGAGCUGCUGCGCUGGUUCGUCAGUGAGGGCGACCAAGUAGAUGAAUUUCAGAGGCUCUGUGAAGUACAGAGUGACAAGGCAACUAUUGAAAUUACAAGUCGUUUCAAAGGAAGAGUACAUCAGAUUCACUUUGGUCCGGGUGACAUAGUGAAGGUUGGUGAAACUUUAUUGAAGAUGAUGGUUGGCGACAGCCAAACUGUAUCUAAUGCUAGUGUAGGUUCAUCUACUGUUCAUUCACAUGCAGUGGAUGAUGCGAAUCCUGGUGAAGGCAAUGUUCCUGGUGGCACUCUCUCCACACCAGCUGUUAGGCAUCUCGCAAAGCAGUAUGGGCUCAAAAUAAAUGAUAUUCAAGGAACAGGAAAGGAUGGUAGAGUUUUGAAAGAAGAUGUUUUGAGUUAUGCUGCCAGCAAGGGUCUUUGCAAAGAACCGGCAUCAGCUUUGGAAGUGAAUAUUGAUCAAGUGGAGUUACUGGAGGGAAGGGGAUCAUUACCUGGUGCUCACUGUUCUGAAGAUAAAAGAAUUUCUCUCAGGGGCUACCAGAGGGCAAUGGUCAAAACAAUGAGCCUGGCUGCAAAAGUACCACAUUUUCAUUAUCUGGAGGAAAUAAACUGUGAUGCUCUUGUGGAACUUAAGGCGUCUUUUCAAAAUGCAAAUAAAGAUCAAAAUAUCAAGCACACCUUCCUACCAUUCCUCAUAAAGUCUCUUUCCAUGGCAAUAAGUAAAUACCCUUUAUUGAACAGCUGUUUUGUUGAGGAAGCCAAUGAAGUUAUUUUUAAAGGAUCCCACAACAUUGGGGUAGCUAUGGCUACAGCACAUGGAUUAGUGGUGCCAAACAUCAAGAAUGUUCAGUCGCUUUCAAUAUUGGAGAUCACAAAAGAAUUGUCACGUUUACAUGAAAUGGCAUCACACAACAGGCUGAGCACGGAAGAUAUUGCUGGUGGAACCAUAACACUAAGCAACAUAGGUGCCAUUGGUGGCAAGUUUGGUUCUCCGCUUCUCAACUUGCCUGAAGUUGCCAUUAUUGCCCUUGGGCGCAUUCAGAAGCUUCCUCGCUUUGAUGAUGACGAAAAUGUUUAUCCGUCCUCCAUAAUCAAUGUGACUGUUGGAGCCGAUCACCGAGUUGUUGACGGGGCCACCGUUGCAAGGUUCUGUAACGAGUGGAAAAGCCUUGUGGAGAAACCAGAGCUGCUAUUGCUGCACAUGCGAUGAUCCAAGUUGAUACCUGGUGCAGAAGAGUGCCAAAACCAUUGGUAAAAAUGCGCGAGACCAAUCUGGCAUUGAGACUUCAUACGGUAAGCCCAUGAAAUCUUCUCGCUGGACAAAAAGUCUGUCAAGUACUGAAGUACAUAUAGGUCUAUCAAUGUAAUGGAUUGAACUUCUCGUCUGCAGUGUAAUCGUACCCUGUGUAUAUACAACUCUACCAUUGGAAUAAAGCAGGAAAUUGUUCCUGAGA
Messenger RNA from Oryza brachyantha (malo sina), 1977 nucleotides. Its product is annotated as lipoamide acyltransferase component of branched-chain alpha-keto acid dehydrogenase complex, mitochondrial. NCBI's taxonomy places the organism in Eukaryota, Viridiplantae, Streptophyta, Magnoliopsida, Poales, Poaceae. Gene Ontology annotation, cellular component: cytoplasm; mitochondrion. The record is from RefSeq and is a predicted model, not a curated record. The transcript has 8 exons. Bases 186 to 1733 code for a protein of 515 amino acids. Gene Ontology annotation, molecular function: lipoic acid binding; acetyltransferase activity.